Messenger RNA from Plectropomus leopardus (leopard coralgrouper), 2553 nucleotides. The record is from RefSeq and is a predicted model, not a curated record. Lineage: Eukaryota; Metazoa; Chordata; Actinopteri; Perciformes; Serranidae.
GCGGUGUAAACACUUCAUGCAUUGGCAGCUCGCUCCAGGCUAAGCUAGUUAGCUUCCUGUCUCCCCCCGCCGUCCCGCCGCACUUUGGACCUCCGGACCGGUGAUGGCCGGCGUCGCCCUGAAACUGUCCGCUCCGUGGCGCCUGGGCAGAAUAAGAGGUGAGGAUGACAGAAGCUUGGUGAGAUUACCCAGCAUUCCCAGUGUGACGUUCCACACCACAGCGUCUCCCAUGAUGGGUGAGUAUCUGCUCCAGUUUGAGCAGGCCAAGAACAAGCUGUCGACGCUGAAGAGCGACCCGGGCAACGAGGUCAAACUGAAGAUCUACGCUCUGUUCAAACAGGCCACCCAGGGUCCCUGCAACACCCCCAAACCGGGCAUGCUGGACUUCGUCAACAAGGUCAAAUGGGACGCCUGGAAAUCUCUGGGCUCCAUCUCACAGGACGAAGCCAGGCAGCAGUACUGCGACCUGAUUGGCUCUCUGGUGCUGGCAGAAGGUGGAAGCCCCGCCCAGGUGGCUGCACAGCCUGCUGGGAGCGGGACGACGUACGAGACCCUGCUGGUCACCACGGCGGACAACAUCACCACCAUCAAACACCGACCCACCAAGAAGAACGCCAUCACCACUGAGAUGUAUGAAGACAUCAUCUCAGCUCUGCAGCAGGCAGCGAAAGACGACUCCGUCAUCACCGUUUUCACUGGUGCUGGGGACUUUUACUGCAGUGGGAACGACCUGUCCAACUUCACCAAGAUCCCUGAGGGAGGGCUGGAGGCCAUGGCCAAACGGGGCGGGGAUCUGCUCAGGAAGUACGUGAAGGCGUACAUUGACUUCCCGAAACCGCUGGUCUCCGUGGUAAACGGACCGGCCGUAGGAAUCUCAGUCACAGUGCUGGGACUCUUUGACCUGGUCUACGCCACGGAGAGGGCCACCUUCCACACGCCGUUCAGUCAGCUGGGCCAGAGCGCCGAGGGCUGCUCCUCGUACACCUUCCCCAAAAUAAUGGGCCACGCCAAGGCCACUGAGAUGCUGCUGUUCAAUAAGAAGCUGACGGCGGUUCAGGCAUGCGAGUUGGGGCUCGUCACUGAGGUUUUCCCCGACAGCAGCUUCCAGUCGGAGGUUUGGACCAGACUGAAGGAGUACGCCAAGCUGCCUCGCAACUCUCUGGCUUUCUCCAAACAGCUGAUCCGCUCGGCGGAGAAGGAGCGGCUCCACGCGGUGAACGAUGCGGAGGUGGAGCGUCUGGUGGAGCGAUGGAUGUCAGACGAGUGUUUCAACGCCGUCAUGAGUUUCUUCCAGGCCAAGUCCAAACUGUGAGACAGGAGGUGUGUUCAGGGUCACUGUCACUUUAAAUUAGACUUCAAAUCAUAGCAGCAGGACGAAACUCAUAUAAAACACGUCGGUUCUUAAAAUAAAGUUCUGAAUUUUUACUCACUAACUGAAGCAGAAUCACGACUUUAAGGUGUUGCGGAAACUGAGAGAGCAUCUCCUCUUCUCAAAUUUCAGCGUAGAUGUGAGCAAUAUGACCUCGAAUUAAUAUCACCAUUAAUUCAACAUUUGACCUCAAUUACGAUUAAUGAACGAUUAUUUUGUUUUUUGCCUUUUUUGUUUGUUUUUUGCCCUCAUAGUUUACUGACGCAGUGUCAUGUGACCAUGGUGUGUUAGAGUGUAAUUAGAAAAAAGGCUGAAAAUAAGGCAAUGUGCCUGUGGCCCCGGGCCCCAAAAUCACUACAUGUGGCCCUGGUAAUAAUACUGAGGUGAGUGUGAGCGGCUGGAUGAGACAUGGAGCGAAGCGUCCUGGUGUUUCUAAAUAAUUCAAAGUCUGACUGAAGCUGAAACUAAAACGGAGUCGUCUGUCGACGACCGCUGAAUAUUUGGCUGUUUGUUCACUCGGAGAAGCUCCGUCUGUUUCACUGCGCUGCUGUUUGUUAUUGAAAAGCCGCUCGGCUGUCAAACACUCGGCGGUAUUUUAGAGCCGCUCGCUGCGUCACAUGACUGUUCAGCACUUCUGCUGUCGUGAUGUUUUGCGGGAGAUUUUCCUCGCGGUCGUGAGAGUUGGAAACCGUAGCGCGGAAAUGAUCAGCAGAUUUUAAAUGAAAAUAACCGACAUGCGCAAGAUCAGGUUGGUUCUGAAUGUCGGUUUCGAUUAGUCUUUGAUGAGUUGCUCCGCCCUGUUUCAGCGUGUUGACGAGCAGGAAACGACCUCAGCUUCGGCCCCACAGACUUUAAUUUUGCAGAUUUCUGUUUCAGUGACACAUUAUCGUUUCUGCCGUCCGCGGAUCAGCACACAUCUCCACCGUGAGAUUAUUUUCAGCUUCUGAGCUGCGUACGAGCUGAGAUCGAUUAUAGAGCAGCGGCGGGAAACAAGCGUCACUGUCGGUGUUUGUGAACUCAUGAACGUUUGUCCUGUGAUCACAUGAAGGAUGCCGUCUGAGCUCUGCUGACGGUCUGAGUGCCUUCACAUCUUUGUAAAAUCUUUCAGACCAUCAAACCUUCUGCCUCUUCUUUUUCUUCUCCUCAUCACUCUGUCCGCUCAAUAAAAACACACUUUGUAAUUA